AUGUGGGCUGGACGAUUGGCCGGUUGGGCGUGCUGCGUCGGGGCCGUUUGCCUUACCCUCGUGGCGACAUGGCAGUGCCGAGUUCGUUGGAAGGGGACAUCCGGCUUUGGAGUGUCUCGAGGAGGCGCUUCUCACAGGCAGGUGGGAAUGGAGAGCCUGAGCCAGCUGCAUUGUCAUCACUGCCCUUUCACAGAGGCAUUGCCUGUCUGGCAGCCAUCGAACUUGAGCGUCCGGAUGGAUCUCCAACUCCUUUGGCCCACGAACGGCACUCUCCACGUGGCCGUUGAUGAUGUUGUUAAGGCUAAGGUCCGCCACUCUCCUGCUGUGGAUGUUGGAAAUGCGCCGUUCGUGUUUGCGUGGCUCCGCUCUGUUGACGACACCCUGCUCACUGCCGAGGCAGGGGUGCCUGAAUUGCAGAACUUCCGGAGGGGAAUUCCCAGAGUUAUGAGUUGGGAUUUUUCCUUGAACAUCACAGACGCCGGCGUCUAUCUGGUCCACUUCCUGGCGGUCACACCCUCACCGUAUGCCAACCGGUCAAACCCGCGGGCCUUCCUCAUCGAAACCGUGCACGGAAGCCCGCAGACUCUGCAGGUGGUGCGGGGUGUUCAGGGCGUUCAGAGUGCUGCGUCUACGUCCACGGAAGACCCCUUCCCAACGCGCGCCUGCGAACUCGGGGUGGACGCGCUCAGGGGACGCUGGGUUCGAAGUGCAAAGGCUUCAAACUCCGGGAACAGCUCCAACUGUCGUUUGGGAUGUUCAAGGGAUGGCUGGACAUUUGUGUCGAGGACGUGCUUCUGGAAGACUUGCAGUGCUCAGGACAUACAUUCUCUGGCUCGGGCAGCUUCCAAGCGCCUUUCGAUUGUGGUAGCUGGGAGCUCUGUGCUUCGUGGCACCCUGCAAUCUUUGAUCGAUGCCCUGGUGCCGAAGGCCUGGGAAUCUUUCGCCGGAGUGCCGAGCAUUCCCGGCGAGGGUACGACGGUGAAGUGCUGGGGCUGGCUGGAGUUCCAUGCAGGGUACGAAGUAGCAGGCUUGCAUUUAGCCUUCUGGGACUGGCGGCUGCCAAGCUAUCAGAAAUCUCAUCGUGAAGCGGCCGCCGCGCGUAUCCGGAAGACGCUGGAGGAGGACCAGCCAGGCAUUCUGGUCAUCGAGCUGGGUUGGAACCAGAAUCUUCGAGGGGACGCGUCAUCACUGGACGCCGAGAUGCAGUUCUGCUGGGGGCCAAUCUUCCGCGAACUUCUCCCCAAAUUCCGAGGCAAGGUAGUCCUCUGCCUCGGGCCUGUGAGCCCCUUUCAUACCCAAAUCUGUACGUCAAAGUGUGCCAUCAGCUGGGAGCGCCAGCGGCUCGCGAAGCUUUCCCUCGCGAGGCUCCUGCAGUCUUGGCCAAGCGACAUACGUCUUGCAUGUAAAAGCAAGAUAUUCAUGGUCGACCCAGCACCAAUGGCGCUGCCUAUGUUCUUUGAUGGGGAAACUGACAUGAUCAGCAAGACCGCUUCUCAGCACUGGCAUCGAUACGACCUUUCGCCAUGGCCGGGGCGGAAGGUUUUUGGCAUCGUUGCCGACACGCUUGGUCACCUGUUCCUCUCACAGCUGUUGAAAUCCAGCCAAUUCAGGAGCGAGCCGACGACUGCGGUGGCUCACACUGCUCGGGCGUGCGCCCAAUGCCCUCGGCAUACCUGCUGUCCAUGGCGCCCGGUGCCACUAGAGCUCGAGCACUCCCUGAGCAAGACUACAAACCUGACCAAGAUGACCUCCUGGGCCAACUUGACCAUGGCGAGCUGUGGCCAGAUGCAUGUGAACAUGGCGGAGGAUCCUCAAAAAGUCGUGCGCCGACGUGCCGAACUUCCCGGAGCUGCAACGAACCCUAGACUUCCCAGGGAGGUUUAG
Messenger RNA from Symbiodinium natans, 1884 nucleotides. Lineage: Eukaryota; Dinophyceae; Suessiales; Symbiodiniaceae. The record is from the annotation of a GenBank genome assembly.